Molecule: messenger RNA, 4743 nt
Organism: Hyaloperonospora brassicae
Lineage: Eukaryota; Oomycota; Peronosporomycetes; Peronosporales; Peronosporaceae
Source: the annotation of a GenBank genome assembly
AUGCCGUCGAGCAGAGGUGACGCAGGAACGAGCGCCGUGCGCAGUCGGCCGCUGCUGCAUUACAAGGACUUGGGACUGCGCACACAGAACCGCAAAGUCCAAUUCACCUGCGUGCACGCGUCCGAGAACUUUCUCGCUUGUGGUGCUAACAAUGGCAGUGUCUACUUGUACGCAACGUCUGCGCUCGGCCGCAGUGAGCUCGACAGUCGCGUGUCGCUGGCAAAGUACCACUUGGUCAAGAUGAUUACGCCACCGAGCAACGACCGCGUUGCUGUCGCGUGUCUCAGCAUCUGUCCCCAGCAAAAGCGUCUUGUUGUUGGUACCAAACGCGGCGUCGUGUACGCGCUGCAGCUCGCCGAGUACCACAAAAUUGGCGAAAAGAUCGAGUUCUCGCACGACUUUCACAAAGGGUUUCCGAUCACCUGCUUCUUAUGGGACAAGCGUGGCGCCCGACUCAUUUCGGCCUGUAACGCUGGACUAGUGUGUCAGACGGUGCUGCGUGCUGGCAUGUCAGCACUCUUUGGUAGCACUGAUACCGAGUUGCUGCUGAAAGAAGAGACGGGGAUCGUGCAGCUAGACUUGGCAAGAAGCGGGUCGUCGCAUAUCCUGAUGGUGUCGUCGCAACUACGUGUGUUGCUGUUGAAUCUGUCUUUUGAGCACGAAAGUGCGGUCCAAAUUGGCACAAAGGCCCGACAAGGCGCAUAUGGUGCUUGUUUCUUCACGAGCCUCAAUGUGGAGUCAAUUGAUCCGGCCAAAAAACGCGAAAUCAAAGUGUUCUCCUCGCGACCAGGACGACGCGUGUGGGUUGCAGACCCGCUGUCCGGUACGGUGUCAUCGACGUUGAAGUUUUCGCUGACGAAGAGCCCUACGCAAUUCUUGCAAAGCCCGAAGUGUGCUAUGGAAGAAGAUAUCCAACCGCGAGAUUUGUCCAUCAAUAAGCUUGGUCGCUUCCAGUUUUUGCAAGACCCUUCUUACGCACCGCAAGACGUCAAAGAUGCGACCACGUUGCUAGUGAGUUGGAAUAUUGGAUCACGAGUGUUGUUCUUUCUCGACCCUCUCAGCGUAGAAAUCGUCGAGUGGCACUUGGAUCUAGGUACCAUCCACGACUUGAGGGUCGUAAACGAGACCACGCUGGUAGUGCUUCACGGCGACGUCCCGAAAGUGUCGUUGAUCCAGUCCUGUUCAGCUGACCAGUUUCUGCAGAUUUACGGCUCGGGCGAUAUCAAGAAGGCUGUCGAGCUUGCAGUCGAGUUCAACUUCAACGACGCUGCCGUCGUGAAUUCCCUGCAUACUCAGUGGCUGGCUUACCUUGAGAGAAUUGACACCGGAUCCGGGGAGCAUGAAGAGUUGACAAAGGCCCUGAAGAUGCUCAUGGAGCAGACAAAAGCGCUUGAAGAGGAGUAUAGGAUGGCUGUGCAAGGUAUUCUACCAACAACGAAUGAGCUGGAUCUGGAGCCUUUGCAAGUUAUCUACAAGCAGCGCCCGCAGCAAGCAAUAGCAGUGACUAGUGCCUCUUCGUCUGGUCUAUUUGCCGACCAGGAUGAGUCACAGGACACGGAAGUGACGUUGGCCACGAGCAGCACUUUGCACAAGCCGAUUGAGUACUUCGAUGUACUUGCUCCGUCUACCCAGUCGUACUCUAAGGGUGUUUGUACACCCGAUGGUUCCGUUUUGGAGGCUAGACUGAUGAAUAUUCCAGAACUGCCACCGGCAAACGCUGUACUUGAUGAUGAUCUUCGUGAAAACUACAUCGGAGAAAUUAUGGAGGACGUCAAGCGAUCCGAGCAAUUGCGAAGUGAGGAAGGUACUAUGAACAUGAAUCUUUUGCCGACAAUAAGAGUUGGGUCGACGGCAGCAGUGAAGGCGUUUUCGACGUUCAUCCCAGGUAGUAGCAUGCUCACGCACCUAAUGGAUGGAUCUGGGAUCACAGCUCCAUUCGGCCGCUCGGAUGCGUCGGGCCUUUUCAGUGCUUUCCCCGACUUUGGUGAUGAAGAGCUGGUAAUCGACCCGGACCCACGCCUGCUUCAGCCAAGACACUCUCAUCGCUACAAACUAGAUGCUGACGCAAACGAAUGUUCCGUGUUGCGAAUCGCUAUGUCUACGAUCGGAGAAGCGGAUGAAAGUAAUGUGGAUACCGAAGUUCUUUUGGAAGCGAUCGCGAUGGAUAUUUGGGAUUCGGACCUCAAAUAUACAUCGAACUUACCGAUUAGUGAGCAACUGAACCUCCCAAAGAAUGCAGUAGAUGGAGACUCUGUGGAUGAGUGCGUGCUCGUUGGAGCAGAUGGGCAGGCGGGGAGGCAAACACAUAACGCAGAAGAUGAACAAAAGAUUUUACCGCGCAAAGAAGGAUUGGAGUCGGUCGAGCGUUCACUCACGCAAAUGCCAGUCGUAGCAGCAUCGUCAGACGAAACCUGCACCCCGAUCGAUAAACCGCGUCAGGUCCUUGUGCAACGAGCAUCGAUGUCUACCGACGAAGUACGUGCCACUCAGCGCGCGAUUCAGAAACACUUUGGAGCAGCACCGAGCUGUGAGGUCAUGUUCAGAUGUAUAGUUAGUGGCCGGAUCGCUGCAUCGUCAGAGUUGGAACCCACCAUUCGACGCGAUAUGAGCGAACUGACAUCAGAGCUCCACGCGGCUUCUGCUACAGCCGAAAAAACAAAGCAUCUCGCGCGAAGAUUGUGGCCGGCGUCUGGGAUCACACGAGUGUGCGCCUGCCUUACGAGUUCGUACUUGCUGCAGGGUGACAUGGCUCUCGUACGGACGACAAUAAAAGCGUGGUUGAACUGCUUUGACCCCACUGCACAACAUGAUGACGCCGACGAUUGUAUGGAAGAUAAUAGCAUGCGCCCCAAUGCGGUGGUAUCGGGUGGAUUUGCCCGCGGCGAGGCGCUCGUAGACGGAGAUGGCUUACCGCUCACAAGAGGAGACUGGAACUUGGUGCGAGCGUUAGUAUCGGUAUAUUUUGCUGCCUGGGCCGCAGGAUCGAAGUUGCAUCUCCAUCCUGUGAACCCGAAAGCUGAAGCUCAUGGCAAGGUGUAUCGAUUGUACGAAAGUGAGAUGGGUAUUGCUUUCGUACUGGAACCGCGCUACAAUUGGGACGACGGUGCAGAGGACUUUCCGACUUACUUAGCCACAGCAGCUGAAGCUGAGGCCUUUGUUAGCAAGUACGGCGUGUACAUUAAUCCGGAGCUAGCCGCUGAAGUCUGCAAUCUACGUCGAUUCACUGGGGCACUGACAACUGUGCUGGACGACGUCGUAUCGAGCGCUGACAUGGCAGACAUUUGUAACGAGAUUGUGGAAUGGAUCUCAGAGGAGGAGGCUGACAAGGCUAUUGCGGCACUAAAAGAGCACGACUCGUUGUGCCUGCUACUCCACCUACUCGACCUGUUAUUGAAGAAGUGUCCGCAAGACACAAUUGACAUAUGCGUAUGCGAGUACCCCGUGUUGUAUCCGUGGAACAUCGAGCGAGCUCUGUUUGGGACUGAACUCGACUGGGAAGCACUUGUUGGAGAGCUAGAUGGUGUGCAUGACAUGAUGCUACCAAACGCUGUAGCCCAGACAUCCAGGUACCUUCGGUAUCUUGUACGGCUUCUUGAGAAAAAAGGCGACGAAGCUGGCAAAGAUGCACAAGUGGUAAGUCGCUGUUUGGACUUAUGCUUCGCAGGCAGCGCCGUGGUGGGAGACCUGUUUGAUCACAAGGAAAGGCAUGGCCGCCUUGAGUGGAUUGCGGCGCUUGUCCGCCAACCUAGUCGGUAUGUUUACGACCACACAAAGUGCUGGAGCAUGUUCACGGAACACAAUGCGCUUCUUCCUCUCCUGGAGUUGACGAUGUUGUCGUUGCACGAUGUGACGGCGUUUGACCGAGGAUUUGCUGAGCUGUCUGAGCUAGUGGCAUUGCUUACGAAGAGCGAGGAACUGCUCGCGUUCGACGAACUGUUUGCUAGGGUGGCAGUACUGCCACACCAGUCCGAGAGAUGUCUGUGCGAGAUUUUACACCAGAUUCAAGCGUCCGUGUCCAGUGAGAAUCGCAACGAGCCGUUGUGCUCUGCGACCGUUCACGCACUGUUGAACUGUGUAAAUCUUGACUAUGGCAUGCGCCUCCUUGGCCAAUUUCCUUUGGUGUUUACUGCCAUACCACUGCAAACGUAUUGUACCAUUGUUGAGACACAUGUGCUCACCGAGCGCCAGAAGCACGAAAUCGUGCAAAUGCUGGAGAUUGUGGACUCAAACGUGUGGGCGUCGUAUAAGGAAGACGUGUCAGCCACGAGUUCAGUGUCUUUUGCGCCCCAGCUUGCUGCUGUUCUGCAGCUUGAGAUGGAUGCGCUUGUUCCAGCGUUAGAUCGAGAGCAGUAUGAGAUGUGGGAAAGCAAGUGCAAGCAGUAUAGUGAUGAGAGGACAAGUCAUCGAUCGAGACAGGUUGAAGAUGUAGGAUUCGACAACGACAGGCUGCUGCGUACGCUGACGAGCGACCGUCUUGGUGAGAAGCGCCUUGCUGCAUCAGGUACGGCGCCGAUGGCUUGUCGGUCUUUCGAGUACCGGAAUAGCGACUGGGGAGGUGAAGUGCAACUGCAUGAUUCCACGUGCGCAGCUUGUGAGCUUCCAGUGGUGCUUGUCCAAGAUGACAACCGCAACUUGGACGUGGUAUUGCUGCCAUGUGGACACGCUUUCCACGACCUUUGUUUGGAUGACAGAUCGUGUCCAACUUGCUUGGAAGCAAACUUGGAGACUCUGAUCUGGUGUUGA